GGAGGAGUCAAGAUGGCGACUUUAAAUCUCUGGCCGCUACUGUUUGGUUUAACAUCGUUUUCUCUGGAAACCAGUACUGCAAACUACCUAUCAGAGCCCUGCUAUAAGCCUAUUAAAGAUGACAGGCCAGACUCAGUCAAGACUGGCGUACGGCCUCACGAGUAUGUCAACGCUUCAGACCUUCCUCCAUCGUGGGACUGGAGGAACGUCAACGGGAAGAACUACGUGACCGUGACGAGGAAUCAGCACAUCCCCCAGUACUGUGGCUCCUGCUGGGCCAUGGGAGCCACCAGCGCGCUGGCCGAUCGUAUCAACAUAAAACGAGGUGGAGUGUGGCCGUCCGCCUAUCUGUCUGUCCAGAACGUGAUCGACUGCGGGAGGGCAGGCUCUUGUUUUGGAGGAGACCACCUGAGGGUGUACGCCUACGCCCAUAAAACGGGGAUACCUGAUGAAACGUGCAACAACUACCAAGCUGUCAAUCAGAAAUGCGUCCAGUUCAACCAGUGUGGGACGUGUUCCUUCUUUGAUUCCUGUUCUGUUGUGAAGAACUACACGGUUUGGAAAGUUGGAGACUAUGGAGAAAUUUCUGGAAGGGAUCACAUGAAAGCGGAGAUUUACACCAACGGGCCCAUCAGUUGUGCUCUGAUGGCGACUGAAAGCCUGGAGGAAUACUCCGGCGGGGUUUUCUCAGAGUUUCACCCUCUCUCUCUGCCCAAUCACAUCAUCUCGGUGGCAGGCUGGGGUGUCGACGGAGAUGGCAGCGAGUACUGGAUCGUCAGGAACUCCUGGGGAGAGUUCUGGGGAGAGCACGGCUGGGCGAGAAUCGUCACCAGCGCCUAUAAAGGAGGAAAAGGCAACUGGUUUAACCUCGGCAUUGAGAAAAACUGUGCAUAUGGAGACCCUAUUGUAGCAUAAAGUCCUCACUAGACCCGGAUGAGUCGCCAUCAUCUUCUGAUUUUUAUUUUUUAACACUUUAUAAAUGCAAUGGACUAUUCUAAACCCUUUAAGAAGCUCAUUUUGUGAAUUUAGAGGGUUUGUUUCUGCAGUUUACAUUCGCUCAGUGACAGGAAUGAUAUCAAUUCAGGGCUUUUUUCAAUCAAAAUCUGUUUCUUUUUUAGUUUUGUAUCUGGCUGCACCAGCAUUGAAUUUAUUGUGUUUUUGUUCCUGUAAUCACCCCACAGUGUCAAGAACGCACAUACUGGCUCAUAAGUAGACUUGCACUUUCACUAAUAUUUAGAUCAAUGUCCUUUAUUAAGUGGAUAUCUUUAAUAUUUUACUACUCUUCCAAUAAAGUUAGUUUGUUAAAAUUGGCUUACCUCAUGCUACUAAUGCAUUAUUAAUCAUAAUACUACUACUGCAAAUUUCCCGUUUGAGGUUGGAUGUGUGUUUUUAGAUCACUGUGGUGGUUUAACACCUGACUGUACAUAAGUUUCUCACCUUCAGAGGAAAGGAAGUUGGUUAAAAGAACAAACGCCCUGGAGUGAAGCUGGUCUUAUUAAAGUUUUCUGCACUGCCUGGAAAAGUGUGAUUUUAAUUUCAGUUUAAGUUCAGGUUUGGAUUUCUAUGAAAAAC
Messenger RNA from Cyprinodon variegatus (sheepshead minnow), 1572 nucleotides. Its product is annotated as cathepsin Z-like. Lineage: Eukaryota; Metazoa; Chordata; Actinopteri; Cyprinodontiformes; Cyprinodontidae. The transcript is spliced from 6 exons. Bases 13 to 915 code for a protein of 300 amino acids. Gene Ontology annotation, molecular function: cysteine-type endopeptidase activity. Gene Ontology annotation, cellular component: lysosome. The record is from RefSeq and is a predicted model, not a curated record.